This is a messenger RNA of Drosophila miranda, 3096 nucleotides long. RefSeq lists its product as uncharacterized. The record is from RefSeq and is a predicted model, not a curated record. Bases 680 to 1636 code for a protein of 318 amino acids. Lineage: Eukaryota; Metazoa; Arthropoda; Insecta; Diptera; Drosophilidae. The transcript has 2 exons.
AUCUUCGACUAUUUACCUAACCAUUCGCCCGCGGCUCUCUCGCGUGGUGUUCUCGGCCGAUUCCGAGACGUCGACGUCGGCAGAGGCUCGGCCGUUCAGCCAGACCCAAUAUAAGCCGGGUUGUACACAACGCAAAAAAGGACAGUAGUCCUCAGCCUUCGGUCAACUUACAACGUGUGAAACAGAGUAGUCCUCAGCCUUCGAUCAGUAUACAACGCGCGAAAGGACAGUAGUCCUCAGCCUUCGGUCAACAUACAACGUGUGAAACAGUAGUCCUCAGCCUUCGAUCAGUGCACAACGGGCAAUACAGUGGUCCAUAUCCUGCAGCAUACAACGUGCGAAAGACAGCGAUCCCGCGUCUCCUGCCCAUCUCGCGCUCCCUCCGUAGCUGAACACGAACUAACGGAUUCUCAUCGGAACGAUCCUGCAGAAACCAACGACUAAAGUACCCCUGAACAAGCGCGGGUUAAUUGGGUUGCCAGCCCCGUGUCCAGGUCCCCGACCAGGACGGCCCACCGGUAAUUCACCACCGAAUAGUCUCGCACGCGUCCUCGCUGUUUAAGGAUUCAGAGCCCCGUCUUUCGCCGCAUCAUUAGCUACGUUUUUCGAUUCUUCGGGCGACGCCCCAGACAUUCGAUCGUGGACCACGUGCAGCAGCAGUGACCCGGACCAACUCAGCAUGGGAGUCAAGUGGAUUUCGGUUAGGCGCAAAAACGAGUUGGAGAUGAUUACCGCGGAGCUUGGUUUAGACAGUGCUGGAACUGUCGAAGAGUUGAGACGUCGACUCGCGACCUUCGCAAACUCGGCCGAUUUACCGAGUACGGUGCGCUCUCGGUUGGAGGAAAUGGAGGCCCAGUACGGAGUCGCCGUGACUCCACUUUCUCCCCGCCCUUCUACACUCGCGCCUCUUAGCCUACAAACCCAUCCCCCGGCUGCGUAUGAUGUCGUACCCGCCAGUACCCGUAGUAUCGUGGCGUCGGGAUCCGCUGUGCCGGUAGAAAGCCUGCUCCACGGCAUCGACGUCGGUGCCGCGCAGAGAAACCUGCACGGUAGCAAGGACCCAUCAACGAAGGGGCCCACCUGGAACGAAGAGCAUUUUAACGCUACGAUCACCGAGAAAAUGGUCCGCUGGGGAAUCGUGUUUGAUGGGUCCGGCGAUCCGUUAAGUUUCCUUGAGCACGUGCAAGAGAGGGCAGCCACUUAUAGGAUAGAUCUACGACACUUAUCACAAGGAAUCCUCGGGUUGUUGACCGGUCGGGCCGAGAGUUGGUUUCGAACGAGCCGCCUCAGUGAAGAACCAUGGGAGAUCUUCCGCAAAGAGUUUUCAGAGUUUUUUUUGCCUCCCCGGUACUUUCAACGGCUAGAGGACGAGAUCCGAACCCAUUUUCAACGACCAAAAGAAGCGUUUAAAACGUACCUCGUGGACAUUCGACUAAUGAUGCAGCGCGCGGGAUACCCCGAAGCUCAGGAAUUGGAAAGGAUAUACGAUAACAUGCUCCCGGGAUACCAGUUGUUUACGAGGCGAAAAGAUUUUGAUUCUCACAGAGUCACAGAGAGAGACAGAGAGAGAGAGAGAGAGAGAGAGAGAGAGAGAGAGAGAGAGAGAGAGAGAGAGAGAGAGAGAGAGAGAGAGUAAGAGUGUGGGAGGCCAGAACACCUGCCACUGAUAACAGCUUUUCCAUGGAGAGAGACACAGCGACAAUACUUUAUUUGGCCACCUGAAGGCUGCUCAUUUGAGUUUCAUACGUCUGUGGGACGAGCACGAGAAGAAGGUGGAACCAGGGAAAGUGAAAAGUGGAAAGUGAGUGCCCUGCUACACAAAAGAAAGAGGAGAAAGAAAGCAUUGGCAGAACCAGAACCAGAACCACAGCCAGAACGUGGCCUCAGAGUACUCGCAGAGUGGGCGAGGCGGACACAUGUUGUCAUGUUCACAAAUGCUAGGGAAUGGGAAUUGAAGAGCAGUCAACUGUUGCUGCUGCUGCUGUUGCUUCUGGGGGGCCUCAGUCACCUGGGGACAUGUCAAGAAAUAUGCCAGCCUGCUGUACACGGAAGACGUGUACCUAACGCUAGAGACCCCAGGCAGAGAUGUGGUCUACGGCUCGCAGAAUGCCUCUGAUAGCUACAUAAUUACGGCUCUGCAUGUGGAGGAUCUCAGCCGCAGCCCCCCAAAUGCCAACGGGGUUGAUGGGGCCGAGGAAUCGGCACAUCUACAAGUGUCCGUCUAUGGGCUGGAGCUGUGAGGUGUAUCUGUGGGAUCGUAUCUUUUUAAGUGCGUGUGUGGGAGAGCGUGUAAAAGCUGUAAAUAUUAAUUACUAUAGAGGCGACACUUGGAUUGGCACUUACAUUGUCAAGUGUAAUAGUCACUUACAUAUGCAUAGUAUAUACAUAUAUAUAGUAUGUAUGUAUGUGUAGAAAAGUAACACUCUACUCUUAUCUUUAGGCUCUUUAAGUCUCCCCUCAAUUCGAGAGGAUUUUCAACUCAUUCGACAUCAAUUAAACUUUGUUUUUGCUAAUAAAAUACUUCCGCUUUGACAACAUACAUAUAUGUGGUGUGAGGACCCAUACUGGGAGCCUCACAUAGUAUCAAGAGUUAAUUGAUUAAGAAGACAACCUGAAAAUAUAAGACAUCGCAAUGGAGCGAGAUUUGUAUCAGUAAAAAUCAUCUUCUAUGUUAGUAAAUAAGCUAGUUAAUUUUUGCAUAGCCGAAAUCCCGCCAAACGGCCAGCUCACACAGAAUAGCCGCAAAGAGAACAGCGAAGAGAGAGAGCCACGCUCAGCCGGCAACAGAGCAGAUCUCUUUCGAGAAAGGCCCGUUGGCCCGAAAACGAGCGCCAGGCGUGGUGAGAGCGUCGAGCGACCGUGGCGAGAGCGGGAGUCGAUUUUCGGAAGCGAGCAAAGACGGAACGCCGCGGAGUGACUAGAAAAGCAAGAAAAAGUGUUGAACGGCCGGGCGCCCGAGAAGUAGAGAAGAAUGGACGAGCUGCAGGAGCACAGACGCCGGAUCCGCGGGUGAGCUGGCCGAUGGCCAAGGUAGUAGUAGAAGUAGCAGGGAGUGCGAGGGAAACCAUGCCAAUAAAACUUCGAUCAUAUGACUAA